Messenger RNA from Pedinophyceae sp. YPF-701, 1470 nucleotides. The record is from the annotation of a GenBank genome assembly. Lineage: Eukaryota; Viridiplantae; Chlorophyta; Pedinophyceae.
AUGACCCGCGGGCCUGUCUGCCUCCAUCGUGGAACGGGAGGGAUACAGAUGGCUCAGAAGUGGGCGGCCAGCAGCGCUUAUCGCGCGAGGAGGAGCGGGGGGCCACUUGCUCCGACCCACCGUUAUCUAGGGAGGCGAUCGCCAGCUGUGCGGCAGACAUUGUCGGUGCGCAUGCGAAGAAACGCUGUCGGAACAGAUUCCGAGCCGCAAGCGAGCCCCGACGCUCUAGAGCGCCUGCUGUUGUGGGCAAGGGCGAAUGGGGUGAAGGGUGUGGGGGGAGCAGGCGACAAACUCGCACUGUUCGAGACGGACGACGGUGAUCGCGGCCUCGUUGCCACGGAGGACAUCUCCUAUGGCGAGGUUGUGCUCCAGGUCCCGCUGCGGAUCGCAAUCACGGACCACGACGCGCCAGAGCCCUACGAAGGGGCCCCGUGGAGCGUUCGCCUUGCGUGCAGAAUAUUGCGGGAGCGCGGCGAUCCAUCGUCGCCGUUCAAACCGUACAUCGAUUCCCUGCCCAGUGUGGUUCCCGGACCGGUGACGACGUGGAGCUGGGACGACGUGCAAAGCAUUCAGUACCCGCCAGUGCUGAACGAAAUUUACGAGACCAACUUCCUCAUCAUGGACGCGUUCCGCAACGUAGGAAGCAGCCCCGACCCUGUGCUGUCGUCGAUCGAGUUCGACGAUUUCAUGUGGGCGAUGAGCUGCGUCCACUCGCGAACCUUCGGUCUGCCUGCAAAGACAGGGCCAGGCAUCGGCGUCCGCGUCAUGGUGCCGGUCGUCGACAUGCUCAAUCACGCGGCCGCAGAACUGGACGUUAUGCCGUCUGCGAACUGGCGCGCGAAGGACAACCUGCGCUGGGAGGUCAGGUCGCCCGAGCGGUCCGACAGUGACGAGUGGAUGUUCGUCGUGGAGUGCAUCCGACCCUGUGCUGCACAAGAAGAGAUCUUCCUCAGCUACGGGCAGCGUGCCAGCGACGACUUCCUAGUGCACUACGGAUUCUUCCCUGACAGCAACGCCAACGAAGCGACGCUGCUCUUCGAAAGCCUCGAAGACGCAGUAACGUGGGCAGCGGAGAAUGCGCCGCGGGUCUCUGAGGUCCAGACUGCCGAGGACACACCCGCGCUGCUAUCACGAGCGCGGACAGCCGCUGGCGCGGUCCAGAAGGCUCUUGCCAAGGAAGGCGGCGAUGUUCCCGACAAGAUUGAUCUCCAGACGCGAGCACGAAUGGACUACCGCGCUGUCGUUGCCUUUGCGGCUGCAGUGGACACUUCCUGGGACAUCCGCGUGAAUCCGCAGGAAGACUGGGCGUGGAGCGGCGUGCUCGACGUGCCGCCAGCCGCGCAGGCCGCCGCGUCCGAGCUGGGAGCACUACGGGCGAUCGAAGUCCUUGAGGGCAUGCCAUCGACUUUGGUUGAAGACCUCCAGGUUUUAGCGAAGGCAGAACAAGAACAGGUAGACAAAGGCUCCUGA